Molecule: messenger RNA, 2556 nt
Organism: Sitodiplosis mosellana (orange wheat blossom midge)
Lineage: Eukaryota; Metazoa; Arthropoda; Insecta; Diptera; Cecidomyiidae
Product: protein peste-like
Cellular component (GO): membrane; cytoplasm
Molecular function (GO): scavenger receptor activity
Source: RefSeq, a predicted model, not a curated record
CAAUCGGUACAUACGUAUUUGUUUUUGUUUCGCGCACAGUGUGCAAUUAUUUGCUGUCACCGUAGUUCAUGGUUUAUUGGUAAAAUUUACGUGUCGAGGAGUGUAAAUAUUUGGAGAAUUGCUGCUUUUCAGUUUUUUUUUUUUCAUUGUUCGCCGUGUUUUCAAUUUUCAACAAUUUGGUCAUCUAUGCCACUUCGAGGGUCUCGCAACCACGUGUCGUUUUCGUGCAUUUUUAAAGUGCACACUUGAAACGAUCUCAACCUAUUUCGCUAGCGUGUUUUCGUCUCUUUUUUUUCGUCCGUGUUUUGUUUAUGUGCUGUGGUGGUGAUAUUUAAAGUUUUUUGAUUGACAUUAAAAUCAAUAAUCAAGCCUAAUUUUGGGUAUUGGAAUACUAUAAAUAAAGAAAAACGAUAUAAGUUUAAUUCUUGAGUUCAGCUGACCGAUAAGAAUGCAUUUCGUGAACCGACAAUGUGUGUUCACAUGCCUUGGUGUUGGGCUCGUGAGUCUCGGUAUUAUCUUGACAGUAUUCUGGAUGGACAUUUUUCGUACUAUAUUAGCGACGGAAUUGGCACUAAGACCAAACUCAAAGAGUUAUCAAAUGUGGAAAAAUUCACCGUUGGCGCUAAACUUUGAUAUUUAUUUGUACAAUUGGACCAAUCCGUGUAAUUUAACGGCGGAUGAUUAUGAAAAACCGAUUCUCGAUCAAAUCGGCCCGUACCGAUUCCGUGAGAAAACGAUGAAAACAAAGGUUAAAUGGCAUCCAAGCAAUUCAACGAUCAGUUAUCGACGAAAGAGUGUAUAUUAUUUUGUUGAGGAAGAGAGUGCUGGACGACUUGAUGAUAAAAUCAUAACAAUAAAUGCAGUUGCUUUGUCAGCGGCACACACAGCCCGCGAUUGGAGUUAUGUAAUGCAAAAGCAAGUGUCAAUGGGCUUGAACUUGUACAACCAACAUUCGUUUAUCGUGAAAGAAGCUCGUGAAUUGCUAUUCGAUGGCUAUGAAGAGGAUUUAAUUAACAUGGCAAAUGAGAUGUCCAAAUUUGGUGCAUUGAAAUUAAACAUUCCGUAUGAUCGUUUUGGGUGGAUGUAUGGUAGAAAUGAGAGUGAAGACUUGGCUGGUCAUUUCAAUAUCAAGACCGGUCAAGAUGACAUUAUGGAGUUGGGUGUGACGAAAACAUGGAAUUAUCAACCAGAAACACCAUACUAUCCAAGUCCAUGCAAUGAAGUUCGCGGCAGCGGUGGUGAAUUCUAUCCACCGGGACAGACAAAAGAUCAACCAUUAACAUUUUUCAAUGGCGAACUAUGUCGUUAUCUUGAUCUGUACUAUACCGAAGAACAAGAGAUUAACGGAUUAAAAGUGAAUAAAUAUGCGGCAACGGAACGAUCAGUCGACAAUGGCACCAAGUACAGUGAAUACAAAUGCUUUUCGCAUGGCGAAAGUCUUCCAUCCGGUGUAAUGAAUGUAUCGGCCUGCCGUUAUGGUGCACCCGUGUUUGUAUCAUUCCCACAUUUCCAUGCGGCCGAUCCAUACUACUUGCAAUUCGUUGACGGAUUAAAACCAAACAAGAGUCAACAUGAGUUUUAUAUUGCAAUGGAAGCAGAUACCGGAAUCCCAGUGGAAGUGGCUGCCCGGCUACAAGUCAAUGUAAUGGUCCGACAAUAUUCGAAUAUCGCACUGUUCCAAGAGGCGCCAACGAUAUUCUUCCCAGCACUAUGGUUCGAGCAAAAAGUUCGCAUUCCUAGAGAAAUGACCGACGAACUGAUGAUCGCCGCUUCGAUGCCAAUGAUCGGAUACAUUUGCAUCGGUGUACUUAUUGCCAUCGGAUUGAUUCUGCUAAUGUUUGCUGCCUGUCAACGAAUUCGCCAACGAAGUAUCACAAAAAAUACGUUGCACAAAGAGGAAUUGGCCAUCAAAAAUGGAAUUCCAAAUGAGAAACUCAAUCGAAAUAUCAUCGAAGCCGAACAAUCACCAUUGAUGAAAGAUAAAAAAAUGCCGGAAAAUUUUGUUAUAAAACCAAUCCAUUAUCCACAUAUACCCAUAGCUCCGUUAGCUUUGCCAGACACCGACUUUGAAUUGAAUUCAAUCACAAAAAAUCAUUAGUUUUGAGAUAUUAAUACAUUUAGUUGUUAAUAAAAAUGAAUGUAGCUAUAAAAUAGGGCCAUUUCAAAUUGAAUCAUGAAUUGGAAUUGAUUCAGAAGACGUUCGUAGCCAAGUGCGAUUUCACGAUAAUUCUCUUGAUAUUACACAAUUAUCGGACAGAUUUCGGUUUUUGUCUGUUGACAGAUUUUUUUUAUAGAGAAUUUUGUUUCCAUUGAUAUCGGUUGCGAACCACGACGAUCGGCAACAGAAGCUAAGGCAUUUAAAAUAAAUAAAUUUGUAAUACUUCCAAAGCAGGUUCUGUUAUCAUAGCAAAUACGUCUAGAGAUUAGGCUACAACCUAACGAGUAAUUAAGUAAUUUUCAUCUUUUUCUAUGUUGCGCUAAUUGUUUUGAUUCCCGUUCGGAAAAAAAACGACUUUGAGACAGAUAAAUAAAUCUAAUUGUGUGCCAAAUGCAAAA